AUCGACAAUUUGGUCCAAAAAUCUGCAGUUUUCGCGAGUCCUACAAAAGUGGGUGCAAGGAGAGCAAAGGACUGGAAUUUGUGGCUUCAACUUCAUCAAAAUUGUGUCAAGGAUGGUCGCAAUUUGGUUGUUAUGUCAUUAUAAUGAUCGGAAUUUUGAUGUGAGGGUACAAGAUACUGAUGAAACGAACUACAUGGAUUUGGUUGAUGACUUGUUUGAUGAUUCUAUUAAGCAAGAUGUUCUGAUUCCCGAUUUAUUUAGAUUGUUUUAUGUUAAUCCUAGUACGAAUAAAAGAGUAGAAUUGUUGAAUGAUGUUGGUUUGAUGGGCAUGUGGGGUUUAUUUAAGCGCACAGAUACUGUGGAAAUUUGGAUAGAGAAGGCAAAUGAGAAGGAAACUUCAAUCCAAUUUAGGACUGCAGUUAAGAAAAGGAAGGAUAGGAAGGAAAGGAAGGCUGCAAAACUUAGAAGGAAAGCUGAGGAGUUUGAGAGGGAGAGGGAAGAGGAAAGGAGAAGGUUAGAAAGGGAGGCUGAGAUUCAAAGGGAUUUGGAGGAGCAAUUGGCAAACACAGUGGCAGUUGAGGUGCCUGUGUAUGAUGUUGAGGAUUUAAGCGUAGAGUACGUACGUGUUUACAGCUCACAACAUGCUGACUGCUUUUCCCCGGGAGGUUCCCAACCACCAAAUACACAAAAAGAGCCUUCACCACCACCAAGAGAGCCCUCACCACCACCAAAUGUUCCAUCACCACCAAGAGAGCCCUCACCACCACCAAAUAAUCCAUCACCACCACCAAGAAGUCCCUCACCACCACCAAAUAAUCCAUCACCACCACCAAGAAGUCCCUCACCACCACCAACCUCACCACAGACACAACCACAGCAACAACAACAACAGAAAGAACAUCAGCAACAACCACAAACAGAACAUCAACAACAACAACAAACAGAACAACAGCAACACCAACCCACAGAACAGCAGCAACAACAUCAAACAGAACACCAGCCAGAUCAGACACCCCCUCCUAACAGGGCUGAGUUAAACAAAGGGAGGGGUUUCAGAAUUUCCAGAAGUCAUGCUAAGAAGACGGGUGAGUUUGUUCCUAAGAAGAGGGGGGGAAGGCCUGCUGGUUCAAGGGUGAGGAAACCCACUGCAUACAAUGUGGAGGAAGAGGAGCAAUGGGAUGAUGAGAGGAGUGCUGACUCGAGGCUUGCUGCUAGAGUUUGUGGUUGUGGGAAAUGGCAAGGGUGUGGUAUACCUUGCAAGCAUGCUAUUAGGGUAAUAUACCAUCAAAGACUCAAUCCUACAGAUUUUGUUUCUCCUUACUUCAAAGGGGCAGCCUAUAAGCUCACAUACUCAGAGCAUAUUCACCCCAUGCCUGACUCAACACAGUGGCCUACAUUUGAGCUACCUAGGAUUCUUCCCCCACUAAUGAGAAGGGCAGCUGGCAGACCAGCCAAGCAGAGAAGAAGAGGUGCUCAUGAGAAGAAGAGGGGGAAAAGAAACACCACUGUCAAGUGUGGGAAAUGCAAGCAAAUUGGGCAUAACUCAAGAACCUGUAAAGGAGGUUCCACUGCAAAACAGAGGAAAGAAUCUGCUGCAGCUGCUGUUGGUUCUGCUGGUGCAUCAACAUCUGGUGCUAGGAAGAGGAAGGCUCCAACAUCUAAUGCAUCGAGCAGCAAGAAGUCAAAAGCUGCAUAA
Molecule: messenger RNA, 1696 nt
Organism: Spinacia oleracea (spinach)
Lineage: Eukaryota; Viridiplantae; Streptophyta; Magnoliopsida; Caryophyllales; Amaranthaceae
Exons: 3
Coding region: 113-1696 (527 amino acids)
Molecular function (GO): zinc ion binding
Source: RefSeq, a predicted model, not a curated record